GAACCACACGAGCUUAUUAACAUGUAGAUGUUCAGCCAAUGGAAGCGCGUGUUUACCCUCCAUGCGCUAAGAAGCACGAGCUGGUCAGGGCGCAUAGAAAGAGAAAUGCGGUCUGAAGGGUAUAGCUUCGAGUCAUGAGAGUAGGAGGCCGAGCCCGCAUCUAUUUAGCAACUACCGCUGAAAACGGCACACUAGGAUGUAACUGCUUCCACAUUUUAUUCAGGUUCAUGCUUCCAUUUUCUUGCUUUUUUGGGUUACAAUUUCAAUGAUUUAUUGUUAUGCAAGGAAUAACUUACCAAAAAGAAUGAUCGGAAGCCACUAUUUAGUCUGGAAAAAUCAACGAUGUACUGAAUGCAAGACCUAAACUCCAGAAGGGAUUAUAAUAUUUGGGUUGCGUUUGACGCACUCUGUCUACUCGCUGGAUUUGGGAAUUAUCAUUUUUCGACGGAAUGGAAGGCCGGGAUUUCGCUCCUCCACCGCACCUUCUGUCUGAACGGGGCGCGUUGGUUCACCGCGCCGCCUCUCGGAUUGCUUCUACCGGCCACAGUUCCGUGCAACACCCCGGUCACUUCCAGCCUGGAAAAUAUUACCCAUCGCACAUCCCAAUGGCUCCUCACUCAGGCAGUGGACUGAUGGGGAAUUCUUCUCCCUCCUUCACGUUCCUGGCCAGCAGUUUGGGGUCGCCUCCCUCUCACCCGGCUCACCCCUCCAGACCCCCCUCCUCGCCCUCCUCACCCUCCUUUCACAGUCGGCCGCACUCCAGCGCUUCCCAGAUCUGGUUCCCGCACUCGCACGAAGCAGCCCCCGGGUAUCCCCGCUUCUCCGGGAGUCUGGCCCCCACCUUCCUUCCCAUGAGCCACCUGGAUCACCAUGGCAACAGCGGCGUCCUCUACAGGCAGCCCCAUUUCUAUGACACCCAGAAAGAGAACUUCUAUCUCCGAAGCCUCCCAUCCCAGCCCCCCCUGCUCUCGUCCAAUCACAGCCUCCCGCCCCUCCCUCGGACGGCGACGGGGCACCCCUUGGGGUCCUGCAGCCGCGAGCGGGACUCAGGGGGAGGAGGGGUGCUGAACAAGGGCCCAAAGGAGGGGGAGGUGGAGCGGGGGCCGGUCCCGGGCCCCAAGGAGAAGGAGAGAGGCGGGGGCAAACAGGAGGCCGCAAAGGAGAGGCCGCACCACGGGCUACACGCCCCGCUCCACCCCCAGCACCACCACCCCCACUACGCCCAGCACGCCGCCCAGCUGGAGGAGGACGGCCGGGGCAUGGCCUACAAGGAGCACCCCCUGGCCCGCACCAAGCCCCUGAGCGCCUGCCUGCUCAACGGAAAAGUACCGGGCGAGUCGGGAGGCGGGCCCAAGGGCUCGCUGUCCAGCUGCGGGGGGGCUGGGGGCGGGGCCGGGGGCGGGGCCAGCAGCGGCGGCAGGCACAUGGGGGCGGGGCCGAACGGGCGCUGCGGCAAAGAGGGCGUGAGCGGGGAGAUGAGGAUCAGCGAGCACCCGUCCGACUGUCUGGAGAGGGGCCAGGUGCUGCACCAUUCGGUGCCCUACUCGGUGCCCCCGCCCCUGCCCGUGGGGCCCGCGUCCGGAGGGGGCAACGCCGGGGGCUUCCACUGCCUGCAGCUGCACCCCAGCCACAGCCAUCACGCCCCCCAACCGCACCCCCAUCACCCCCAUCACCCGCACCACCCUCACCACCACCCUCACCACCACCACCACCCCGACUUCUACUGCCCGCCCCCACAGCCGCCCGCCCCGCUCGCCAACCCCUCCCCGCCCGUCGGGGGCCGCGACCCCAAGGUGACGGGGCCCACCUUCGUGCCGUCCGUGGGCCACCUGGGGGACAAGGCCGGCGGGCCCUUCCAGCUGGGCCACCCGGACUGUCGCGGGGCCGGAGGAGCGGGCGGCGGGGCCGCCAAGGACCGGGGGAUGGAGAAGAGCGGGAGCGCGGGAGGGGUGGCCCUGCCCCACCCCUCGGGCAGCUGGCAGAGGAAGCAGCAGCAACAGCAGCAACAGCAGCACGCCUACGGGAAAGCGGACAAGGCCCCUGACUGGCUGCAGCCGCACCACCAGCACCUGCAGCAGCAGCAGCAGCAGCAGCAGCAGCAGCAGCACCAGCAGCACCCCGGCCCCAGGUCCCGGAGCGCCGACUGCAUCAGCAACGCCGCCGACGUGGACGUGUACCGGCCCUCGCUGCCGCAGGGCGCCAAGGGCGGGCACUCGGCGGGCGGGGUGGGCGCCCUGCCCUAUCAGGACUGCUCUCUGUCGGGACCGCCCCCCGGCACGCCGCCCCGCGACGGCAAGGCUCCGCCCCAGCAGGGCGGGGUCGGAGGGGGCGUCUGCGCCAUGCAGAGGGACGGCGGGCAGAAGGUGGCCCGCAUCCGGCACCAGCAGCACACCGGCGGGAGGGCCGGGCCGGAGGGCGCCGACCUGCCGCAGGCCGGGGGCGGGCAGGACCACGGCAAGCGCAAGAUGGACGCCUCCUCCCUCGGGUACGCCGGCCGCGGCCACCAGCAGCCCCACGGGCAGCAGCAGCAGCUGGCCUCCCUGCCGCCCUGGGCGGUGCGGGCCCACCACAUCCACCCGGAGGAAGAGCAGCAGCGCAAGGCCUGCCUGGAGUCUUUCGGUGGGGGCGCGGUCCGGCCCCAGAGCCAGCAGCAGCAGCAGCAGCAGCAGCAGCAGCAGCAGCCAGGGAUGGGCCCGUCUCCCAGCCCCCAGGACCUGCAUGGGCCCCAGGGCGAGAGCAACGCCAUGAAGAGCCUCCUGAAGUACAGCAGCCAGCAGCAGCCCCUGCUGCUGUCCCAGAAGAGCCCCUUCGGAGGCCUCGGGAGCCUCAAGUCGGGAUCCGCCGGGAACGCCGGCGGGAACAGCUGCGUCCUGCAAGGCGGCAAGCAGGCCCUGCCCCCGCGGAAGGGCCCGGCCAAUGAGAGCGACCGGCCGGACUGCGGUGGGAGGGGCCGGGAGGCGGGGGAGGUGCACCCGGGGGAGGGGGAGGUGCGGCAGCCGCCCGUCGGCAUCGCCGUGGCCGUCGCUAGGCAGCGGGAGCCGCCCUGUCGCCCCCUGGAUGGGCACGCCGGCCAGAGCCGACAAGGCCGGGUGUUACCCGCACUGAAAGGUGUGUCACGUCCCGUGUUUCCGUUGGACCCGGAUGGAGACGAGGAGAGGAAGAGGCUGUGUGGGGAACAGCUGGGCCUGUCCUGCCUGGACCGAGAACGAGAGCUGCUCAUCAGGGACAACAAGGAGAGGGUUGAGUUUGCCAGGAUCCAUCCCUCUAGCAGUUGCCACGGUGACCUGACCUCUCACCUCAUGGUACCCAGCGGGGCUUCCUUGCAGUCCAGCCAAUUGGGUACGGACCCUGCCGCACACGCCCAUCCUGCCCAUCACCAUUGGAUGCCACGGACAGGAAGUCCUUCCCUGUGGAUGACAGGCCACUCCUACGGGAUCAGCCACACGGCCCUGCACCAGAACCUUCCGCCGGGCUUCUCCGCCGCCAUGGCCAGCCCCCUGCAGCCUGUGCUGCCGCUCCCCCAGGACCCGUCCGCUCAGCUGGUGGUGCUGCCCGCCGAACCGCCCGCCCACCUCGAUGUGAUGGAGCAGCCUGGACUGUGGCCCCCCGUGUACGGGGCCCGGGGGCCCCCCUCUCACAUGCAGCACCCCGCUGUGUACUCCCGCUCCCAGUUCCUACGGCAACAAGAGCUCUACGCCCUGCAGCACCAUCAGCACCAGCAACAGCAACACCACCAUCAGCACCACCACCAUCAUCACCACCAUCAGCAGCAACCGCAGCAGCAGCACAGAGACACACAGGCUAUAGAGCUGCAGCACAGACACAGCCACGCACAGGUGCAGAAGAAGCCGGAGGAGGCGCCCAUGGAGCUGGAAGACCUCCUGCAGGAGCCCAGAACGCCCAAAUCCACAAAGCCCUUCUCCUUCACCCCGUCCAACAAGAACACCCCUUCCCCCGGGGCGUGCUCCGCCCACCUCUCGCCCUGCUGCCGGUCGCCCUCCCUGCGGCCCCACCCCAAGAGCACGCCCUGCACGCCCUGCCCCGCCCCCAGCCCCGCGGCCGCCGCCCCGCACUCCCCCGCCCUCAGCCCCGCCCCGCCCCACGCCUCCAAAGGGCCCGAGUCACAGGACAAGCGAGGCGAGGGCCAGCCGCCGCAGGAUUACCCACAAUCCCUGGAGCCCGAUUUACCACCUGGCUACACUUAUCCUGCCAUCGCCAUGGGUUACAGGAGUGGCCCCUCCCCCCAGGAUGUCCGAUUGGCCGAGCCUGCUGACCUUGAGGCGGUGCAGGUGGAGCCAGCGGAGCCCCGCCCUCAGCCAAUCCCUGACCUGACGGAGGACUGUGAGCAGGAGGCAGGGCUGAGGGCACUCCCCCAGCAGCAGCAGGAAGAGGAGGCUAGGGGGGUGGAGUCAGGUGGGGUUGUGGAAGUAGGGCUUACCAGCUGUUGUGCCCAAUCAGAGCUGGAGCAGGAACAGGCGGAGCUGUUUGCCUGCCCUGCCACAGAGGGCGGGGUUCUGCAAGACACGCCCUGUCCCACCCCUCCAGCCGUGGUGGUAACCCAGGGAGACGACCCCUCCGUGACCUGCGGGGAUGACGUGGAGGAAGAGGCGGUGGAGCGGGCAGAGGCCGGCGUGGAGGAAGCGGAGGACGGAGCGGUCCUAGAGCCAGACGACCCUGCGGACGACGCCCGCCCGCCCGAAGCAGCCGCGGACGAGGAACCGGGGCGGGGCGUCCCCGGCGAAGGCCGAACCCCGGCCACUCCCUCGCCCUGCCCCGCCCUGCCCCCCCCGCCCUUCAGCUGCUGGAGCCUGGAGCUCCUCAUCGCCGCCACGCUCUGCGCCGACAGGGACGCGCCCCCUCCCGCCCCCCCGGCCCCGCCCUGCGGCGCCCCCUUCUGGCCCUCCCACCACGGCAUGGAGCUCCUCAGCGAGCUGGCUGAGCUGGAGAGGCCGCGGCACUGCGCCGCCACCAGCCAGGAGGAGCUGCUGACCUUCGACCUCCAGAGCCUGGCCACGCUGGCGGCUGCGCGGGCGCUGGAGAUGGAGCCCCAGGAGGGGGCGGCGGAGGGCGCAGGGAGGCACUGCCCCGUCCGCAGGACCCUCAACCUGCGCAGGAAGUGCACCUGGACGCCUCGCCAUGAACCCGUCUUUCCGGUGAAGGGUGCCAUGGAAACGAUGGACGGGCCGGAGCUGGCCAUGCGGGUGCGUCUGGCAGAGCUGCAGAGGCGAUAUAAAGAGAAGCAGAGGGAGCUGGCCAAACUGCAGAGGAAGCACGAACACCAGAAAGAGGAGACCCCGCGCAGUCCUGCUCGCCGAGGACCGGGCAGGCCCCGCAAGCGCAAGUCCACCCCUGGGCCCCUUCCGGGCACCGUGGCCCCUGCCGAUUCCCCGAGGAGAGUCAAGUCUCUGGGGGGGAUUGGCCUGUUGCCUGACGACCUGCGAGGGGGCGGAGAGACUCAGAGGAAGAAGAGGAGGCUGUCCAAUGGGAGUUUUGACCAGCUCAGCACUGCCCAGAUGAAGGGCCGGUGCUGUAAGCAGAAUGGACGGCAGGCUGUGCUGGGGUCCAAGCUGGCCCAGUUCAAACAGAGGCCCAAAACAGUGGUGGGGCCGGCGUUCCGGCGCCGGGGCAACCCAGGAUCCAGCGGAGCCCCCGGGGGCCUGUGCCAGAGGGGCCCCAAGGCUGAGCAGAGACUCAGUGUGGAGUCCGGGGGCCAAAGUGACUCAGAGGAAGAUGAAGAUGAAUGCAGCUAUGACAGUGAGGAAGGGCAGAGUGACGUCAAAGCCUUGCCUUCAAAGGACACUUCCUCCAGUUUGGCCAUGACUGGCCCCUCCCCUUCCUCCAUUGUGAAACUGGAAGCCAAUCAGAAAGCUCGAAACAAGAAAGAGCGACAGGGACUCCAUGGGUCCCACAGCCUGGCGGGUGCGGAAGGCGAGGUGAAGGUGAAGAUGAAGAAGAGCGCCCUCUGCAGGCCGUCCGCUCUCGCCGCGGCCCGGAGGGAGCCUCCGGGGGUGAGGAGGAAGCGCGGGCCCAAGCCCAAACCGCUGCAGCAGCUGUGGAGCAGGCCGGGGCCCGGAGGUGGACCCUACCGCCGCAGUGCCGCACUGGGCAGCCUGCCCACCGCCAGCGAGAGGCUGAAGAGGGCCACGCGCAAGAGCACGGCACUGCGAGGCUUGCAGGGGACGAGGAGAAGCUGUUGGAUUGGCCGAGCACAGUCUCCCUCCAGUGAGGAGAACAGCAGGGGCAGGAGAAGCAGGAGCAAGCAGCCGAAGGGCCGCGCGGUGAGCCGGCUGCUGGAGAGCUUCGCGGCGGACGAGGGCUUCCAGAUGGACGAGGACUGCAGCUUCUCCGAGGGAGAGGGCGACAGCUGCCACUCAAAGCGCCCCUCCAAUCCCAACCGGAGCCCUCCAGCAGCCCCCGAUUGUGUUCUGACCAAAGAGCGUCUGGCGGAUGGGCUGAAGGUGCUGAUCUCCAAAGAGGACGAGCUGCUGUACGCCGCCACUGUCCGAACGCUGGAGCUGCCUGACAUCUACAGUGUUGUAAUCGAUGGGGAGAGAGGAAACCGGCCCAGAAUCUAUUCCCUGGAACAACUCCUGCAAGAAGCGGUUCUGGACGUGCGUGCAGAGACGGAGCUGAUGCUGCCGGCGGGGACGCGGGUGUGUGCGUACUGGAGCGAACGCUCGCGCUGUCUGUACCCCGGAUACGUGCGCAGAGGGGGCGCUGGAGAGGAGGGAAAGGAGGGAAGCGUAAUGGUGGAGUUUGAUGACGGAGACAGAGGUCGCAUCUCUCUGCCCAACAUCCGCCUCCUUCCGCCAGACUACCAGAUUCACUGUGCAGAGCCGUCCCCCGCCCUGCUGGUCUCCGCGCGGCGCGGCCGGAGAAGCUCCGCCCAGGAGAAGUCCACGCCCAGCGACGCGUCGUCGGAGAAGGCGGACACGGAGACGGCGAAGGCCGUGGAGAAGACGGCCGUCCACAAGGCCCGGAGAGGCCGACCGAAAGGCUCAGGAAAGAAGAACCCCGCGUCGGACAUUUUGAAGAAGUGCAGUGCCCCGCUCUUCAGCUGGCCCGCCAUGGCCGCCCCCAGAAAGAGGACCCCCCACGACCUGUUCCAGCUGAACGGGGGCCCCAGGAGGCCCCUGAGGGGCCGGGACCUGGAGGCCUUCCCGCCGGCGCCCGCCCCCGUCAGUGCGCCGGCGAAGGCCAUCUUCAGCAGCUCCUUCGAGGUGGACUCCUUCAGCAGCAUCGCUAACGGCUACUCCUCGUUCGGCCGGCAACCCUCCGCGCUGCCCCCCGUCAGCAGCAGCGCCCCCUGCAGCCGGGGCCGGAGGCCCGGGGACGCAGACGCCUCGCGCUGCAGGAAGACCGGGGGCGCCGAGUUCCUGGUCAAACUGGACCACGAGGGCGUGACCGCGCCCAAGACCAAGAACAGCAAGGCCCUGCUGCUGCUGGGGGCCACGGGCCAGGGGGGCCGGGUGGAGAAGGGCUUCGGGGGGCGGGGCGUGUCGCGCCCCGUGGGCUACUCCCACCCGGUCCUGCUGGUGAAGGACAGCAAAUCCGGCGACGGCACCCGCGUGGAGCUCCUCCUCAAAGGGGCGUCCCCCCUGCAGAAGCCCGCCCCCGCCCCCGCCCCGGGCCCCGCCCUCUCGCUGGGCGAGUACGCCGACUUCGGCAUCAGCUGCCACAGCGACUGCCACAGCUCCUACUCGGACAUGGACGAGGAGGAGGAGGAGGAGGAGGAGGAGGAGGAGAGGAGGGCCCUAGCGGCGGCGGCGGCGGCCUCGGGGGGCCUGAGGACGGCGGGCCGCUUCCUCUCCCGCCUCUCCGUCUCCUCCUCCUCCUCGGCCUCGUCCAGCACGUCUUCCUCGGGCUCCCUCUCCAGCUCCUCCCUCUGCUCCUCGGAGAACGACUCCUCCUACAGCUCGGAGGAUGAGGAGGGCUCCACGCUGCUCCUGCAGGGCUGCCUCUCCUCCCACCAUGCGCUGCUGCAGCCGCCCGAGCCCCCCCCGCCCCAGCGCUCCUUCGUCGCCAAGGCCGUGGCGGUCACCAGGGGCGGGGCCAUGGGUCACGGGGGCGGCGGCAAGCCGCUGAAGAGGAAGCCCUGUCCCGCCGUUACCGCCAAGAACGCGGCCGAGGACCAGGAUUGCGCGGACCUGCCCAAGAGGCAUCGCUUACCGCCCUCGGUCGGACACUCCAUCCCCAAACUGUCCUCUUUCCUGCCCCCCCACCAGCUCUGGAGGUGGUCUGGGAACCCCACGCAGAGACGGGGGAUGAAGGGGAAGGCGCGGAAGCUGUUCUAUAAGUCCAUCGUGCGCGGGCGGGACACGGUGCGUGUUGGCGACUGCGCCGUCUUCCUGUCCAGCGGCCGGCCCCACCUGCCCUUCGUCGGCCGCAUCGAGAGCUUCUGGGAGUCCUGGGCCCACAUGGUGGUCAAGGUCAAGUGGUUUUACCAUCCGGAGGAGACCAAGUUGGGCAAAAGACACCGAGACGGCAAGCACGCUCUGUACCAGUCCCCUCACGAGGACGAGAACGACGUGCAGACCAUCUCUCACCGGUGCCAGGUGGUGAGUCGGGAGGAGUACGAGCGCCUGAGCCGUGACAGGAAGCACUCGGGGCCGGGCGCGGGCCACGACCUCUACUACCUGGCCGGCACCUACGACCCCACCAGCGGCCAGCUGGUCAACGCAGACGGCGUGUCCAUCCUGUGCUAGAGGCCAACCCCCUCGGGAGUACUACUGACAGGCCUCUCCCAUUGGCUCAGGCUUCCACGGUUUUCAUCGGUGUGACGCGCGAAGGGCCCCGCCCCCCCGCACGGACGCGGGAGUCGCUGUUAUCGGCGGCGGCGCCGCCCAAUCGGGAGAGCCCCGGCUCGCCCGCGCGUCUCCGGGCCCCGGCCCCUGAAGCCGCGCGCGCUGUGGGGCGCGAGAGGACCGGAGGAGGGGCCGAGGCUGCGUCCACCGUCCCCGGAAACGGCCGAGGCGCCGAGAUCUUCGCAGUUCCCCCAGGGGAGGGAAGAAAAGGACCCUCGAAGCUCGCGGAAGGAGUGCUUUUUCCGGCAGGACUGCGCUUGCUGGAAGUGAACCCGCCCGGGCGGGGGAAUCCGGGCGUGACCAGGGGUGUUGGGAAGGGUCACCCUCACGAGUGAGGAUGUGUGGCCCACGUGCCCCAAACCUCACUGAUAAUUCCAGGGAUAUUUUUAAUGCGUAGUUAUGUAAAUAUAUACAUAAAUAUACAUAUUAUAUAUAUGAAUAUAAAUAAUUUCUUGUUUAAUAUAAACUAAGAAUGAUUUUCCAAUCAAGCCAUACACUUCAGUACCUCUUGCCUGUCUUCUGAAUCAGGUGAAUAUUGUACAGGAUAUUUAUCUGUUCUCUGUGUCCAUAUGUAUAUAAAAAGGUAUUGUAUAAAUAUGAAUAUAUGUAUGCUGUACAUAGAGAAUUGAAUUCCUCUCGCAAUGUUUUUUGAUGGUGUUAUUUUUUUAUGAUUGGUGAAUAUUAAUUCAGAUUUUCUUUGGAAAGAGAAAUCGUGCACUGGACCCCCACCUGCUGAGGGGGAGAGGGGGAAGAACGCUGUGGUGAAAGAGUUAAGGGUCAUGAACGAAAACUUCUCUCAGGGCUUUUUCUUAAACCCCGAAAAGAGAAACAGCCCACAAAGAGGAGAGGGCUCCUGUCAUGGGUCAUGGGUCAUAGGUCAUUUGUCAAGUGGCUUUCUGUAACCGCCUCAUGGUGUAUGUGCGUGUGUGCAUCUGUGUGUGUGUGUGUGAGAGAGAGUGUGUGUAUGUAUUUCUUGCUUUACUUUUCUUUAUUGCUUAUGCUUUGUUUCACAUUGGCAGUGCUGCUUUGAGGAGCAAAGUGACUGUAGCCAGGUUGUGACCACGGAGACACCAAGCACCGGUCUCCUGUCCCUAGAUCGGAAUGACCGGCCGUUCUUUCACAGGGGCUGUGAGCUGGUCUGCUAUUGGGUUUCGAGAGGAAAAUGAGACCGAGGCUUCGUGCACUGUUUUGGUGGGCAGUGUGGUCGCGUAAAAAGAAUGCCAGAAUGGCACCUACUUUCUUAAAACGCUUGUAUGUCUUUCCUACCUUGCUGUUACAUAAUGAUCUUUUAAAAAAAGAAAAAAUCCAAAUCCUCCUCUCAAUUGUUAUUUCUCUGUUAUUUGGAAAGGAGUAUUGAGAAUUAACACAGGGUUAAAAAGAUCUGGUUUAAAAAAACCAAAGCACCUGUAAGAUUUUGUUAUAAUACAUAUAAAUAUCUACUAGGAAGUACAAUCUGGGAUCUUAAGAGAUCCAGGGCCCCCGGCAAUUGGAUUGGCUCACGUAUUUUAAUUAUUCUGGAACCCUGCGACUGGUGUGGAAGCCAUUUUGUCUGUUAAUGACGCGGGCAUGUAGCUUUCCGGCUUUCAGCUAGAUGAACAAGGAUCAGCGGACACAGACUUACGCAUGGAAACGUUUCCCCAGCGUUGUGUGUAUGUGUUGUGGGAACAUCCCUUGUUCAUAGGUUUUGUGAGGCAGGAGUAUCUGACAGUACCGUACACGGGCCCACACAUACUGUUUCUCUAGCUGUGUAGGACAAUCAGGUUUAAAGUCCCAUACGCUCUGUCAAUCAAAAAGUUGGUUGUUGCUUUUUUUUUUUUUUUUUUGCUCUUGCCAAAUGCAUUUUUUUUCUUGCCUUCGUUAUUGUUGUUGUUGUUCAGUAUGCAAUCCUGACUGUUUUCAAAGUCUGCUUAAUGUUCUUUUUUUUACUUUUUUGCCAUGAACUCUUAUUUAUUGCUCAAUGUUGCUGUUACAUUGCAAAACCGAUAGCUUUAAAAGAGAGAGAGAAAAAACUGCUGUUAUACUUACAGUGUAUGUGAUGUCACUUUUUGUGUUCCGCCUCUAAAAAAGAAAGGUUGUUUGAUGGAGUCCUUAAUUGAUGGAGUAAAAAAAGAAGGAAUAUGUACUGAAAUAAAAGCGCAUUCAGCACUUCAAAAUUCUCA
This is a messenger RNA of Conger conger (European conger), 10963 nucleotides long. Its product is annotated as BAH and coiled-coil domain-containing protein 1. Gene Ontology annotation, molecular function: chromatin binding. The coding region runs from base 450 to 8705 and encodes 2751 amino acids. The record is from RefSeq and is a predicted model, not a curated record. The transcript has 28 exons. NCBI's taxonomy places the organism in Eukaryota, Metazoa, Chordata, Actinopteri, Anguilliformes, Congridae.